Molecule: messenger RNA, 6712 nt
Organism: Mus musculus (house mouse)
Lineage: Eukaryota; Metazoa; Chordata; Mammalia; Rodentia; Muridae
Gene: Slc7a8
Product: solute carrier family 7 (cationic amino acid transporter, y+ system), member 8
Exons: 9
Coding region: 3844-4833 (329 amino acids)
Biological process (GO): transmembrane transport; neutral amino acid transport; L-leucine import across plasma membrane
Cellular component (GO): basolateral plasma membrane; membrane; microvillus membrane
Molecular function (GO): thyroid hormone transmembrane transporter activity; L-alanine transmembrane transporter activity; L-leucine transmembrane transporter activity
Source: RefSeq, a predicted model, not a curated record
ACUUCAGUCUCUUUCAGUCUUCCUGGUGACCUUCAUGUCUUGGCUUAUCUUUCCUUUUCUCCUUUCCCCAGCCCCUGUGUGUGUGUCUCUCUGUCUCUCUGUCUCUCUCUCUCUCUGUCUCUCUCUCUCUCUUCAUCCCAUUCCAUAUGAACGUGUUUUGGAUACGUUUAUUCUCUAUACAGUUAUCUAGUAUUGCAUAGAAGGCUAAGUAUGAUAGCACAUGCCUGUAAUCCCAGAACCGAGGAGGCAAAGGGUAGGAGGAUACUGAGCUAGAGGCCAGCCUAGGCUACGCAGUAAAAACCUAUCACCUACACACGAGGCAUAUAAAGGACUCCUUGGAGACAGAGUCGCUUUCGAUGCCAGAGUUCUUUAUGUUUACGCUUUCACCUUUGCUACCUGAUUUCUGAUUUGAGCCUCAUGACGAAUCCAUAGGAUAAGCUGGGCCAUUGACAUCUUUUCCUAAGAUGGGUCAGACCAAGAGCCAAGGGCACGUGACUUUCCCUAAGAGGCAGACCCCGCUUGGAGUCCAGGGCUUCUGAGUCCUUCGCCGUCUUGCUCGGCAGUGCUGAUUUCAACAGCCGCUGAGAGGAAGACCCCAUAACCUCAUGGCAGGCAACUGUAGUGGCAACUUAGAAAUCGACACCUUACACGCAUUUUAAACUGGGUCAGAGGAGAGUUUGUCCCUUGUCCAUGGCCUGGGUGGGUAAUAUUUAUUUAUUUAUUUAUUUUUUUGUUGUUUUGUUUUGUUUGAGACAGGGUUUCUCUGUGUAGCCCUGGCUUUCCUAGAGCUCAGUAUGUAGACCAGGCUGGCCUCAAACUGACAGAGAUCUGCCUGCCUCUGCCUCCUGAGUACCAGGAUUAAAGGUGUGCGCCACCGUGCCCAGCAGGGAUCCGUUGCUUUGUUUUGUUGUUUGCUUUAAGCAGGGGAAAGCCUUGUGGACAAGGUUAGGAUUUGAUUGGCUUCAUUGAAACUUGGGAAGGGAAGAUGGCUGUGCAGGGAAAAAUGGCUGCUUGGUGGAAUCAGGCGAUCCUGGAGAGAAAGGUUCCUCAGAGUAGACUGGGCCUUCCCAGCAGUGGGCUCUGACAACACUGAUCUCCGUAGACUGGGCUCCUCCAUGUCUUUACUCAAACACGGAACUCCUCCAGCAAGUGUUUGUGUCAGAGGCUGCACUUACGGAGUUGGCUCAGGGCUUGACUUCCCACAGCGUCUGACGGUGUAGGGACCGACCACGCUGUUCAUUUCCCUGCUCCAGACAUCAUCGUUCUGUCUUGCUGGUGUGAUGACGGAGGGAGGACACACCACUCUAAACAAUCUCCCAAGACAGGCGUCUGGGACCUUAGCAAGAGCAUCUUGUUUGGCAGUGGAGGUUGGCCCUGACGUAGACCCUAUACAUAGGCAGAUGAAGCAUAAAGCUGGAAUCCUUGUUUGGGGGCAGUCGUCACAUGUUUAGGCAGGCCUGCUUACACACCCAGAGGUAAAGGAGCAUGUGCCCCAAAUUUAGGCUCCCAGCACCCUCAACUCUAUUCCACACAUUCUGACUGCUUAAGUGGAGUCGCUGUCUGCCUCCUUGUGAGAUUGGGAUCCUAAAUUGUCAUGCGGUGUGUGUCUCAGGAGGGUAUUUGUGAGGGGCACGGAGCUUUCCGACCCAGGGUCCUCCUGAAGGGGAUUUGGGAUAUAUAUGGGCCCCUUGGCCUUGCUUCCUAGCAGGAUCUGGAGCUGGGACAGUGUGGGAAUGAAGGAAAAGCUGCUGUUUCUGUCAUCAGACUAGCUAACAGGGAGGAAGAAGGAAGUGCUGGCGGAGGCUAUUUCGGUGUCUCAUGCACAUGGGCAGUUUCCUCCUUUUUGCUGAUGCUGCUAAAGUCUCAGACAAGAGGACUCCUCUGAGCCGCUACUAGAAACCAGAACUCCACAGCUGUGUGGUCCCUUCUCUAAGAGAGGAGCCAGGCCACAGGAUGUCAAUCCUUUAUGACAGACCGACCACGGGCUUGUCACUUUGCACAAAGAUGUACAUAGAGUGGAGAGCUCUAAUGUACACACACACACACACACACACACACACACCACAGAGUCCACAGCCCUUCAAGAUGGUAAGACCUCUUCUCUAGCCAGCUCCAGAGAAGCAGGCUGCGUACAGUACACCCCAUACACCCCACAUACUUCCCAGACAAGUCACUUGCUGCCUCCCUUUCCUGCUGUCAAAGAUCUAAUAAAGUCUGUGUGGCCUGUCCUCUGCCUCCUGAGUGGAGCUGCAAGGAAAUCGCCCACAUCUGAACAGAGCCCGUCUUGUCCUUUGAGAAUAGUCAUUUUUCACUGUCCUUGAGGUAUGACUCUAGAUAUUAUUCCACCACAAAAAUCUUAAACCCAAAUUUACUCCUCCUACUUGCGUUAGGGACUAGCAGAGAUGGAGGACAGGUCCCAGAUGCUCUGAGCCUGCUCACAGAGGUGCUGUUUUCUGGUUUGUCAAAUGUCAUUUUGUUUUGGGAGUUGGGGAUCUUGCUGUGUAGCCCAAGUUAGUUUGGAAUUCGCCAUGUAGCCCUGGCUGACCUCGAACUUGAGGCAGUCCUCCUGCUUCGGCAUCUCUGGUGCUGCAAUCAGAACCUCAACCUCUCUGACUAGUAACUUUAUCAAAAACCUACCUCUACGUCAAAGGGUCUCUCGAGGUGGCCCAUGUUGAAAGGAUUUGUGGGUGCUGUGCUCCCAAGGCUGGCACCUUUGGAGCUGGGGAACUUCUGAAACAAAGUUUUCUUUUCUUUUUUGUUUGUUGGUUUGGUUUUGUUUGGUUUUCAAGACAGGGUUUCUCUUCGAAGCCCUGGCUGUCCUGAAACUCACUCUGUAGACCAGGCUGGCUUCCAUCUCAGAGAUCUGCCUGCCUCUGCCUCCUGAAGACAAGGUUUUACUAUGUAGCCCUGGCUGGCCUGAAAUGCAAUGUGUAGAACAGGCAACCCUGAAACCCACUGUAUUGACGAGGCUGGCCCCAUCACCUUCAACACAUAGCUUUGCCCUAUCUUAGGCUCCACAUGCUGAGAUCACAGAUCGUCACUUCUGAUCAACUUCACCCCCUGCCUUGUGACAGGGACCCACCUUGUAGCCCAAGCCACCCCUGAAUUAACUAUGUAACCUAGCUUUGAUCCUGUCAUUCUCCUGCCUCAGGUUCUUGAAGGCAGAGUUCACCUUGGGUGAAGUACCAUGACACGCAGCUAUCGUGACAACUUUUAUUCCAGCAAGCACUCUUUCAUCUCCUCUCUGCCCCGUCAUCCAGUGUCCCCCGUCCUCUUAGCAGAUGCCUGGUGAGUCAGCUGGGUCAAAUAGUCUCUGCCUCCAUUGGAGAUGGAGGCGGGAAGUCAUCCACCUUCAACACACUUUGGGAGAAGCAGCAGCAGAAGCUCUGCUUUCCAUGGUCUCCUUUGGCUGCUGACUGACUGGUCCAACGGACUCAUGGCCACCCUCUGAGCAGUGCAGCAAUCCAUAUUGUCCAGGAAGGAGAGGUGGGCGUGGCAAAGCCCAAGGCGAGUGUUUGCUGUGGGGAGGGGGGAGAAGUGGUCAGGCCUGGUUCUGCAGCAGAACCAUGUUUGGAAGAUCUCUGAAGAGAAAUGAAGUUGGGACAAGCCAGAUGGGAGUGGAGAGGCAGUAAAAACCUGAUGUAACUGGGUUUGCCUGCCCAGAGCCUGGAGGGGGUUGGGGAGAAGACAAGCGGAAAGAAGGAACUGCAGACUUGGGCUUGCUUGUGCAACCUCGGCCGCUUGCUCCUCACAUGGGUCAACUGCUCCAGUGUCCGAUGGGCCACCCGGGUUCAAGAUAUCUUCACAGCUGGGAAGCUCCUGGCCCUGGCUCUGAUCAUCAUCAUGGGUAUUGUGCAGAUAUGCAAAGGAGAAUUCUUCUGGCUGGAGCCAAAGAAUGCAUUUGAGAAUUUCCAAGAACCUGACAUCGGCCUCGUUGCUCUGGCAUUCCUCCAGGGCUCCUUUGCCUAUGGUGGCUGGAACUUCCUUAAUUAUGUGACUGAGGAACUUGUGGAUCCUUACAAGAACCUUCCUAGAGCCAUCUUCAUCUCCAUCCCACUGGUCACAUUUGUGUACGUCUUUGCUAAUAUUGCAUACGUCACUGCAAUGUCCCCCCAGGAGCUGCUAGCCUCCAAUGCAGUUGCUGUGACUUUUGGAGAGAAACUCCUCGGGGUCAUGGCCUGGAUCAUGCCCAUUUCUGUUGCCCUGUCCACGUUUGGUGGAGUCAAUGGCUCCCUCUUCACCUCCUCCCGGCUGUUCUUUGCUGGAGCCAGAGAAGGCCACCUUCCCAGUGUGUUGGCCAUGAUCCACGUGAAGCGCUGCACUCCAAUCCCAGCCCUGCUCUUCACAUGCCUCUCCACCCUGCUGAUGCUGGUCACCAGUGACAUGUACACACUCAUCAACUAUGUGGGCUUCAUCAACUACCUCUUCUAUGGGGUAACGGUUGCAGGACAGAUAGUCCUUCGCUGGAAGAAGCCUGACAUUCCCCGCCCCAUCAAGGUCAGCCUGCUGUUUCCCAUUAUCUACCUGCUGUUCUGGGCCUUCCUGCUGAUCUUCAGCCUGUGGUCAGAGCCAGUGGUGUGUGGCAUUGGCCUGGCCAUUAUGCUGACAGGAGUUCCUGUCUACUUCCUGGGUGUCUACUGGCAACACAAACCCAAGUGUUUCAAUGACUUCAUUAAGUCCCUAACCCUAGUGAGUCAGAAGAUGUGUGUGGUCGUGUAUCCCCAGGAGGGGAACUCGGGGGCUGAGGAAACAACUGAUGACUUAGAGGAGCAACACAAGCCCAUCUUCAAGCCUACUCCUGUCAAGGACCCGGAUUCGGAGGAGCAGCCCUGAAGACUGCCAGCCUGUAACUGGCCACUCCUCCCUUCAUCCUUUCUGCCCUGUAUUCCUGCCUAGGUCCCCCCAACACACACACACACACACACACACACACACACACACACACACACUUCUGUAAGGCAGGGGCCAGACCUGGGUGUCCACAGUGAGACAUUCUAAACAAAGACCCUGACCUUUGUACCCAAAGAACCAACCUGCUUCCAGGACCGAGGCCCAUGGUCAAGGUCAAUGCACCAGGGCCUGCACACACCCUAAGGUUUGGAGGAGAGUGGAGGUGCCAUUAGUACCCUACAGAGCCCUUCCUCCUGGGCCCAUGCCUGUUAGGUGCCUCUAAGAAACCUGGGUUCACUACUAUUUCUUCUCCCUAACCCUGAGCCCAGGCGAAACUUCCAUUGGGGACAAAAGGUGCAGCCCCAGCAAUAGCUAGGAAGACAACUCAGAUUGUCACCGUUAAGUCAGCUGGAGAGACUCAGAUGUGGCUUCAUUCUCCAGGGAACCAAAAGGCAGAGGGUACACUUCUCUUUGCCUUCUUCUCCACUCUGUACUACCAAGACUCCACUGCCCAGCCUCAACCCACUACCCAGAGAGUUCCCUUUCAGGAAGCCUCCACCCCACUGAGCUAAGGACCAAGAAGGAGGACUGCCCCACCCCCAGCUCUAAGCCAAGCUUGUGGAAUAUACAGGGAAUGCUCAGACUGCAGAAGCCAAGCCCUGCCCCACCCCUGCCGCUGCCUCCUAUCCCCUUGUGGUGCCAAAGCUCCCUGAAGCCGGAAAGGCUUCUAUUUAGUCUAAUAGACAUCUCUCUCUUAAGGGCAAAGUGACUCUGCCCCUCCCUGUCCCCCUGUGAAAGAGCAGUCACCCUCUUAUCCCAGCAGCUCUUCCCACCCACAGCUCUGCCUACCACCCUCACCCCUUUCCUCUCCUGGACCACGGCUCAAGGACCAGGUAUGAAGGAUCUCCAAGUCCUUCAGGCCUGAAUUAGCAUCAAACCAGCCUUAAGUCAUCUCCCAUCCAAGAACUGGGCCUAAAGUGCUCCCAGUUUCCAACCUCCAGGACAGACCUGAUAUUAAGUCCUUCCCUGGAAGGAAGGGUGCUUCCCCCUUCCCAGCAGUGCUCAGCCCUCACCCUGGGGAGACCAUGUUGUUGGGGGGCACGGGGGAGUGAGGAGAAUGUUUUCCGAAGGCCUGUUCUUCUCCCCUCCCCCAACUCAAACAACCCUACCACCGUUCUGCCAUCCCACCUGGGACAAGAGGACAGAAUGGCACUGACUUUGGAGACCUUAGAAAAACCCCUUCCAGGAGAGCUUCUGGCCUGUGCUCUACAGGAAGGUGACAGUGUCUGCCUUCUCCUGGCAGCCUCCACACCUGCUGUGCUUAGGACAGGAUCCUUUGAUCACAAGGCAGAACCCUAACCCCGGUCCAUCUACUCAAACUGGAAUAUGCAGGGACCUUUCCCUGGCCCCUGCCAGCAGGUCUCCCAACUUCCUACCUAGCUCACCCUACCCCUAACUGGUGAGAGGCUGAGUUUGGGCUGAAUUAUAUGCCCUUAGGAAUACAGUCCAGGCAGGCUGUGGGGCCUCUGGGGGGCCAGGGACCACCCGCUACCCCUCAUUCCUCUCAUUCCUUCAGCCUGUACCUGCCCCUCCUUGAAUUAUUGUCUCUCUCUCUCUCUCUUUUUUUUUAAGUGGAUGCCUUACUUUUUGGAUAACUAUUUUUGAAGCUGGUAUUUCUAUUUCUUUUGGAUUUUUUAAUGUAUGGCGGUUUGGGGGCAGAGCUAGAACCUUAAUAAUCUGUCACUGAGUUCAUUUAGGUUUUAAAUUUUAUUGGUUUGUUUUAUGGAGUAUUUUCUUUUCAUGUAAUAAAAUUUUAAAUGGA